Molecule: messenger RNA, 603 nt
Organism: Closterium sp. Naga37s-1
Lineage: Eukaryota; Viridiplantae; Streptophyta; Zygnematophyceae; Desmidiales; Closteriaceae
Source: the annotation of a GenBank genome assembly
AUGUCCAACGUAUACCCUCAAGAGAUCCGCAUUUCUCGCUAUGCCCUCGCUUCGUUUCGGCAUCUACACAUUCCUAGUUGUCACUCUCCUCUUCCCUUCUCAUUCCAGACCUAUUUGGAUUACAUUCACAUUCGCAAGGAGGAGGGCGGGCGCACGCGCAACAAAGGGGCAGCGCUGCGGUCGCAAUCACAGCCGCUGGCCGCAUCUGGUGAUGCUGACGAUGCCAACUUCGAUGCUGCCUACUUCUCACCAGAGCAGACCGUGUCAGCGGCCAAGGCAGGCAUCAUUGCCAGUAUCACCGCUGAACCACCAUCCCUGCUCGCCUGCGCCAACCUCAACCCCUUGUACAUGCCAAUGCCAUCCAUACAUGUGCCUCCCCUCUUCCCACACCAGCAGCAGCACGAUACUGCUGCUGAGGGAGGUGCAGUCUUAUGCCCUGCCGCUCGUCCCUUCCCUCCCCCGACCAACAAUCAGUUCCCGCCCCAGUUUGGUCUCUCCCCCUCCCCGCCAAAACCCACUCAGGAUGACUGUGUGCUCGCAAGAAGCGGCAUGGUGCUUGUGUUCGGGGAGGUGCAUCCAGAUGCCCUGCCCCUCUUCCCUUGA